CGCUCAAAAUACAAUUCAGUUGUUACGUGCUAACCAAACGUUCCGGGUGUUGUCACAAUUUUAAGCUCCGCUAUAAAAAUACAUAUACACAUCUAAAUAAAAGAAAAUUUAAGCAAACUAAAUCAAACAAAAAUCCCAAAGCUCAGUUGCUGUUAAAGUUAACAGCCAUAGACUUUUACUGUAACAGACUUCUGCAUCCUUAACAUACAUUUGAGAGGAAGUGAAAAUAAACGUUAACUAUUUUAAAUUGAACCAGUACAUAUUAAAAAAAGUUAUCGUAGCAGAAAACGUACUUAAGACAGGCACCAUGGUGGAAUUUCGUUUUGAUCUAAGUCCCCUGUUUACCCAGCCGAUUGUCAAGGUUACAUCGAACCUAUUGCCGCACACAUUUCGUGGAGAUCGUCGCCAAUGUUUAGAUGCCACAUCAAAGAUGUCGGAGAUAAUUGAUCGUUUGGGUGAGCUGUCAGCCAGCGCCCAGAAACUUAAUAAACCGGUAACGACAGCGCAGCGUUUAAGAAUGUCGGAAAAUCAAACGAUUUAUCUGUUGGCCGAUGUAAAUGCAGGAAAGAAUGGCUGUGUUAUAGGUCUACUUAAAGUGGGCACCAAAGAUUUAUAUUUGUUCGAUGAAACGGGACAAACACGUAAAGUAGAGAAUGCACCAUCUAUUUUGGAUUUCUAUAUACACGAAUCGCGUCAAAGAGCUGGUUUGGGUAAAGAUCUGUUUGAAACCAUGUUGGCUGAUGAAAAUUGGACACCUGUCAAAUGUUCAGUGGAUAGACCGUCAGAAAAACUGUUGGGUUUCCUAAAGAAACAUUACGGUUUAGUACGUACUAUACCACAGGCUAAUAAUUUUGUACUCUACGAGGGUUUCUUUGAUGAUGGCAAUAAACAACAGCAGCAACAGCAACACCAUACAAAUGGUGGCAUGCAUAUCACAAAUAGUCCUAACACACAACUUUUUGGUGCUACAUAUUUGGGUGAUGAGAAUAACAAAAAACGUUCACAACGUCAAUUAGAUGCUUCUAAUUUUGCAACACAGAUAACACAGAUUUCACCGGUGGGUCGUUAUGGUGCCAGAAGACCAACUUGCAGUAUGGCCGAGAUAAUUCACAGUGGUACGACACCAAAUAAAAGCGGUGCUGAACCGGGAAGUAAUCAAUCACCUUCAGUUGAAUUUGUUAAUGAUAAUUUACAAAACUUGAAUAUAAACGAUCAUCACGAGCUCACUGAACAAGAAGAUCAGCCACAACAUGAUGAAGUUGAUGAAGAUUUACAAACCCAGGCAGAUAUUGAACAGCCAACAGCUUCUGCGGAUGCCACAGCUGAACUUGAAAUAAAUAUUAACGAGCAUGCUAACGACGAACACGAUCAUUCUCAGUCGCAACAAAAUUCAUUAGCCAACACACCCUCCCAACCAACGAAAAGCACAUCAUCCGUAUUCGAAAUGGAAAAUCGCAAGACAGCACCCACUUUCCAUUUGAGCAAACAGCAUACCGGCAUGAAGAAUCGUUCAUAUGGUGUUGGUAUGGCGGUUACACCCUCCACCAAAAUGGAAUUUGAUCAAGAGGCAAGAGAAGAUUUUGGUGUGGUUAAAAUUAAUCGACCCGUUGGCAAGCAACCCUUGUCGCCGAAUGCCAAUGAGGAAACAAUGUCCACUGUUUCUUCGGCUGGGGAGGGUUUAACCGAUCAGGGUUAUUAUGAUUUAAAGUUUUACCACAAUAAAUUGUGGUAAAUGAAAGUGGCAUCAAGUUGAAAAUAAUA
Calliphora vicina (urban bluebottle blowfly) is the source of this 1761-nucleotide messenger RNA. RefSeq names its product alpha-tubulin acetylase (gene Atat). NCBI's taxonomy places the organism in Eukaryota, Metazoa, Arthropoda, Insecta, Diptera, Calliphoridae. The record is from RefSeq and is a predicted model, not a curated record. The transcript is spliced from 8 exons. Gene Ontology annotation, molecular function: tubulin N-acetyltransferase activity. Gene Ontology annotation, biological process: alpha-tubulin acetylation. Gene Ontology annotation, cellular component: microtubule. The coding region runs from base 308 to 1732 and encodes 474 amino acids.